Messenger RNA from Klebsormidium nitens, 1188 nucleotides. The record is from the annotation of a GenBank genome assembly. NCBI's taxonomy places the organism in Eukaryota, Viridiplantae, Streptophyta, Klebsormidiophyceae, Klebsormidiales, Klebsormidiaceae.
AUGACGACUGAAAGAGAGACUUCCAUUGGAAGUGCAACGGAGGGGGGCCGGUGGACAAGUGAUGGGGAGGGGAGUGUGCCCAUUGAGAAGGACCUGGAGAGCAAUCAGAAGAGUUUGCAGGGGAACCGAUCGGUAAAGUUCAAGACGCCGUUCUUGCUCAGAUUCAAGGCCACAGUCUUUGGUAUCAAUUUGGGCAUCGGCAGCCAGGCGCUGUUGUGGCAGCAGAUCGGGGCCAGCCCCGCGAUGCGCUUCCUGCAAAUCCCCAGCGGAAUAUCGCUCGCCGUCUGGUGCGUGGGAGUGCUGCUCCUCUUCGUCAUACCAGUCACGUACCUGCUCAAGCUCCUCGUCUGGCCCAAGGCUGUGCGCCGGGAGUUCCAACACCCGAUCCGCACCAACUUCCUGAUCGCCCCUUGGUGGGCGGCUCUUCUGCUGUGCUUGGGGGCCCCGGGGGAGAUCACCGACCGCAUCUACGGGGAGGGGAAAUCGAUCCACUGGGGCGCCGCGCUCGCCUUCUCAAUACCCCUGCUCGCGUCGGAGAUGAUUAUGCGUUACAGCCAUUGGAUUUAUGGCUAUGAGGAUAGGCUGACCACAACCGCGAAUCCAGCUUGUCAGAUUGCGCUUAAAGGCAACUUCAUAUCCGCGAUCGCGUUUGCGCGCGCAGGUUGGCCAGAUCCAGCGCUCUUCAUGUUGUCAGUCGGGCUCAUCCAUUGGCUCGUCGUUUUCAACACCCUGUACAUGCGUCCCGGUAAAACCCAGGAACUCCCCCGGCCACUCACCCCGCUCUACUUCCUGCUAAUCGCCCCCCCGGCGGUAGUGGCAACCGCCUGGGCGGAGAUUCAGGGGCCCGGCGAGUUUGACCGCCUGUCGAAAGGGUUCACGUUCGCGUCGCUCGGUUUGUUUCUCGUUCUGGCUGCCCGGGGGAAGAUCAUGUUCCAUUGGACGUUUUCCUUCGCCUGGUGGGGCUUCGUGUUUCCAACAGCGGCGGUCGCCGUCAGUUUCAUGUUGUAUGCGGACGCUAUGCCGGACACGUGGCAACGAUGGGUCGUGCGCGCGCUGGCGCUCUUCUUUUGGGCGACGUCAGUUGCGGCGUUUCUGGUUAGCUCGUGCGUGAGCCUUGGGAAACUCUGCAUAGGGACUUUGUUCCCGGACGAUGAGGUUACUGAGUCGCUUCUAGAGGAGGAACAAUGA